This is a messenger RNA of Megalopta genalis, 7250 nucleotides long. It is a transcript of the gene numb, whose product is annotated as NUMB endocytic adaptor protein. Lineage: Eukaryota; Metazoa; Arthropoda; Insecta; Hymenoptera; Halictidae. The record is from RefSeq and is a predicted model, not a curated record. Gene Ontology annotation, cellular component: cytoplasm.
GGAGGUGGAGACGGACGAAAAGGAAGAAGAAGACAAAGAAGAGGAGUCGACGGUGCGCGAUCUCUUCACCCGCGGGUCGAUACGCGCGCGUCGUUUCAUUUUUACCGGUCGAUCCGAGUGCUGUGACGGAAGAGCGCGGGGUUUCGUCGAAACGCCGUUCCGUUCCCUCCGGUUCGAUUAAUUCGAGCGAUUCGGAGGCGAACGAGGAACCGCGCGCGAGGGACAGACGCGAAAGGGUGGAAGCUCUCGCCGGGGAAAAGGUGAAUAGAGAAGGCUGCCGUUCGCGGAGCAGCGAAUAGGUUGGUCGGGCACACCUGGCUGGCGUCGACGAGAUAAGCAGAGGCGCGCGAAGCGCGAGUAAGCCGUGAAGCGCGAGCUGGCUCGCGAUGGAACUCGGAGGUUCGGUGACGGUACCUUGGUCGAUCGGGAAGCCCCCGCAGUUACCCGCGUUCGCAGUUGUGCCGCACAUUUGUCCGAGCAGUGGGCUGCCUCGGUGAAACCGCGGUGUAACGCGACAACACAACGCGGAACAACGAGAAAAUUGUCGUACCUACCUAUUCCGUUCGCCAUACAAUAGCUGUGUGCAAGUGAUAUAUAUAUAUAUAUAUCGUCUGUUUCGGAGUGCGUGUGUACACAGAGGAGGAGUGCGUCGACACCCUGGCCGAGAGGGUCGUUGAUCGGUGUCGAGGAUAAAAUCGACGAAAGGCGAUCGAUAGGGGAAAAUAGAUCGCGAAGUGCGCGGGGGCCGGCUCUGUCCAUGGUAUCGCCGUUGCCGUGUAUGGUGCACCAAGGGAAACGGCCAAAGAAGCACGGCGCGUUGUGUUUGGAUACUUGACGCAGCUCGCUACUGCGCGUCGCGAAAACAUCGGUGUCGCAGAGAAAUGGGAAACCACCCGUCCGCCCACCAGCCGCUCGAAAGAGCCACCAGUCAUGCUGGGAACGGUCUUCGCCUCUCGAAGCGAGAGAGGUCGCCUGGGAAAAGAAUGGAUCGACUACGGCGGAGCUUUCGAGACAGCUUUCGGCGACGGAAAGAUUCCCACGUGCCGGAAUCGAGCAAACCCCACCAAUGGCAAGCAGACGAGACGGCUGUCCGUUCGGCUACUUGCGCCUUCCAUGUUAAGUACCUGGGAUGUGUAGAAGUGUUCGAGUCAAGGGGUAUGCAAGUAUGCGAGGAAGCUUUAAAAGUACUUAGAAAUUCGAGACGAAGGCCGGUUCGCGCGGUGCUGCACGUGUCAGGGGACGGUCUGAGGGUCGUCGAGGACGAGACGAAAGGGCUGAUCGUCGACCAGACGAUAGAGAAGGUCUCGUUUUGCGCUCCGGAUCGAAACCACGAGAAAGGAUUCAGCUACAUUUGCAGGGACGGUACUACAAGACGGUGGAUGUGCCACGGUUUUCUCGCGCUGAAGGAGUCGGGUGAACGUCUGAGUCAUGCGGUGGGCUGCGCCUUUGCCGCCUGUUUGGAACGAAAGCAGAGAAGGGACAAGGAGUGCGGCGUCACGAUGACGUUCGAUUCGAAGACCUCGACCUUCACGAGGAGCGGAAGCUUCAGGCAACCGAGCCUCACCGAACGGCUGCAGGACUCGCGCGAGAGAGCCGUCGACGUACCCCCGUUGAAGCAAGUCUACAACCCCUUCGCCAUCGAGAGACCGCACGCCACUCCGUCGAUGCUCGAACGACAAGGUUCCUUCCGCGGUUUCACGCAACUGAAUCAAGCUUCUCCGUUCAAAAGGCAGCUCAGUUUGCGGGUGAACGAUCUUCCUAGCAACCUUGAACGGGCGCGUAGCCACAGCCUCGAGCCGACGGACCUGGCGCGGCUACCGUCGGCCAUGUCCCACAUCGUCCCGUUAAAGCCACCAGAAUUCGAAGGAUAUGACGAAGUCAGUCCGAUACCGGAGAUAUCGCCCGUGGGCCAGGACAGCGUUUCGGCGAUGUGCCAGCAGAUUUCGCGGGGUCUCUCUCUCCUGACGAACAUCGACGAGUUCGGACCGCUUCCCACCCAGAGCACAGCGUGCUCCGUUGCCAAACAGCUCUUCAUCAGCACUUCUACCAGUAACACUCCGCCAGUAACGAGCAGCAGUUCCCUGGACGAGAUGAAGUUACAGAACGAACCGAGCCUGAACAACAACAACAACAAUAACAACAACAACGACAAAAACGACGAUCUCAGCAACCUGAACCACGUCGGGACCACCUGGCAAGAGUCACCGUCGCCGGUUCUGAACCACAGGUUAACACCGAUCCUGAGCAAAACUUCCAACCUCAGCCCCAUCCUUCCAAGAACGAGCACAGCGACGCCGAGCGCGAUGAACGCUCCGGCAGCUAGCACGGUCGGCGUCUUCGGCACACCGCCGUCAGCUAGUCCAGCCUUCAGCACAGCGUCCACGUCCUCUUUGGGGAACACGUCGACGCCGGCCGUCAACAGGUCACCGAUCCCGAAGACCGCGUCUCCGACCACCAGCGUCGCUUCCGCCUCCCCGGCUCCGUCCGGCAGUUUGACCAGCGACGUAAGCCAGACCAGUCAGAUCUCGGCAGUGAAUCCGAUUUCCACCACGGCGGUUCAACCGGUCUCGACGACGUCAGCUUUGCCGAAGCCGGACCAAUGGCUGGGUAGCAUAACGAGCUCGGUGCCGCCAACCACGCGGUCCACGCAAGAGCGUGGACAAGGACAAACGAGUCCUCGGCGAGCGCCGCCGUUGCACGCGAGAGCGUUGUCGCUAGGAUCGGCGGCGAUGAGCCAACCCAGCAGAACAGGACCAUCGGACCCAUUCGACGCCGAGUGGGCGGAAAUCGCGGCGAGGAAUCUGCGACAAUCGAGUGCCACGAAUCCUUUCAUCGUGCCGAACGCGACGCAGGCGUUCCAGGUGCAAUUGUAGCGCCAGGAGUUAAUCAACAGCGUCGUCAAGUACUUUCAUUCGGGCACAUAGUAACGACUUGCCCGAUCGCGUACGGAUCUCUCGCGCGAUUAACCUGGAGUAUUACGCGCGAGGGUAGCCCGAGUAAAGGAGGAAGGAUCCCGCCGGGAGUCCGGAUAGAGCGAGAUCGAUCGCCAGGAUCGAUCAGAAAUCGCCGAGCCGCGCAGAGAGAAGGAAGGACGCAUCGAUCUCGAUGAGGGAAGAUAGUUAGAGUAGCAACGAGGACGACGAACCAAGCACAAAACACGUAUUCGUAAAACAUUCUUCUAGACGAGUAGAUCACGCACACAGCCUCGACGACCUCGGUUUCGAUGUAAACGCUAGGAGUGUACGGAGAACGGAGGGACCAUGCCCGUUUGGUCACCGCUUUACGCAACGCGAGACGAUGAUCCGUGUAACCAUGGUUUCAUACCAUGACGUCGCUCUGACGUCGUUACUAUUACCUAAAUGUCUAUCACGAGAUACUUGAUAAGUCGCGAGACACGCUGGUCUCGACUACAUUAAUAGUUUAGACUCCCAGAAAACGGUUACCCGUCGUACCGCAUGAACACGCAAAAUUAAACACGCACCCAGAGUUACGCUGCACCACGUUGUUUCGUCGAGAACGAUAAAAUCAACAAAAAAGACAAAAAAAAGAAAAGAAAAGAAAACGCAUAAACCAUAUAAGAGAUACAAAACCUAGCAUAGUUUCGGCUUCGUGGCGAGAAAACUAUUUUCCUGUUGAGGCGGCUAACAGCCGCGUGACACUUGCGAAGAGACGCGAACGAACGUUCCGCCGAUCGUCGUCGAACAUUAGGAAUUAAUCGGAGGCGGGGAGCGGUAGCUAGACUUUCGGAUAGACAACCAGCGAGGCCGACGACGAGCUCGCCGAAAGGUAGGACUCGUCGCGGAGGACUGUGAUAGACAUCGAGUCGUGGCCAGUACUUAAUCGUGGCAACGGAAUCGGGCGGCUGUUGCGGAUUUGUUGCUCCGGGCGACCAUGCCUAGAACCACGGGACUAGUCGCCUAGAUCGCGUUGGAUUUCCUAGCCAGCAGAAUAUGAAACUACACCUAGUUAAACUUAAGCGAAUUAGAUAUCGAAGUUGUUAGAAGUCAGUACGUUCCAAGCUAUUGUUGUCUAAUAUCGAGUCGCGAAUCGCCUUUAUCGCUAGGCCACGACCAACGUCGUAGGCCAACGUUUCGCUCGACGAUCCUGCGUGCGCAAAUAGGACACAAACAAGGUGCUUCCGCCGAGGACUAAACGACGCUCGGGAGAGUUGUCUCGCGAGACCCAAACGAGGGCAACGAUGCACGAGAAAAACGUUAGCGUUCUUGCAUGUAUUUGCUCGAUGGAAUAUAACGAGGUUUUUUCCAAGACUAUAAAUAACUAGAGCGCUGAAACACUUUUCCUCGAGGUUUGCGCACACCUCUUCGAGACUACGCGACACUCCGUGGACCUGAGAGAAUCCGAGGUAGAGAAGAAAUUUCUGUACCCGACAGUUUGUUUCGGUCGUUCGAACGAACGAUCAAAUUCGGUGCGGUUUUGUUCGUUGCUGCUGCUGCUGCUGCUGCUGCUGCUGCUACGUACGCUCGAGUCUCGAAGCGAGGAUCGAACUGCUUCCUCGUGUAUACAUAUCAAAUAGGCGAUUAAAGCGCAGCCUUUCGCGAUCAGCGCAGUUCGUUGCUAUGCAGUUCGCGUUCCGUGUCUUCGAUCGAAUCAUCUCCUUUUGUUGCGACAGCUUAGCGUGGCUCGAGUACCUCACUAUAUUCCUUCCAUCAAGUACAAACUGUGUUACCGAUUGUUAUAGUGUAUAUCACUUGUUAAAAUUCCCUUCGACCGAGAGCGAUUCGGGGAGCUAUGGACCCGACAGGCUUUUGGGUUUCCGAGCUCCUGACUCGGUAGACUCCCGAGCUUUCGUGGACCUGCGACUCGCUGCUCUCGCUCCCAGGGACUCGAGGGCGCUUUCCACGUCCGCGUAGCACUCAAUUAGGGAUUAAUAUCGCGUUGCAAAACUUUUACCGUUCGGUUGACCGAUACAUUCUCAGUUUCUUGAAACGAAUCGGCGGUCGAGCCCUUACCGUACGCUCCCCGGUGAAACGUUCGCAAGUUUCGCGACUCCGUUCUUGGAUGUUCCAGUAGCCAGCUGAGCAAUUUCUCAAUUCGUUCAGAAGUUUGCGCGGGUUCUUUUCGAGAGGAAAGCAGCAAACGCGCUAUACGAGAUUCUUCGAAUCGUACAAUGCUCGACCGGGUGCUGAAAACGACCGCGCAAGCUUAUCCUUGACGGACGCAGUUUCUCGCGAUUAGAUACCGAUUAUCGUUUGUAAAUAAUUGUACGAAAUCAGUUACUUUAUCGCGACCUCUAUUCCAGAAGAAACGUCUCGCUUCAUGUGCCUUAGUGUAAACGUAGGUUAAGCUCUGGAGCUAAUGUUGGACUAAACUGGCUUACACACGAACUUCAUUUAUCUUGUCCGAACUGUAGACGCCACCUGCGAAUCGGGUCCCAUGCAUUUCAUUGCGUUCCGUGCUCCCGUUCGACCAAUUUUUCGUGCAAAUUCAUCGAUGAGACGGGUGUCGGCGUACGGUAAGGGUGUGAAUUACGAGAGGGUAGUCGCCAUUAUCGAAGCAGGAGAAUUUCAUCGCGAAACGUGGAAGAGAGGAAGAAAGCGCGCGCGAGAGAAAGAGAAAGAGAGAGAGAGAGAGAGAAAGAAAGAGAGAGAGAGAAAGGGUACAUGUUCGAUCGUCAACUUUGACGAUUCGCGUAUGUGCAUUGUACAUAAUGUAGUUAUUUAAAUUGUAACGGAAGAGUUGGGAGGAGGGGGGGGGGUGAGUACGAAUAAAUCGUGGAGAAAAUGAGAGAAAGCGUGAAUGGACGACCGUGUAUGCGUGCGAGCAAAGUUUCUCGACGAACCGGGACAAGAGGGCAAAUGAUGUUCUUCGUUGCCGACAUUUUCUUUUUUACGUUACGAUCUGUAAGUUAUCUUGUAUAUAGUUCUCGAUAGGCGUUACUUAGCACAAAAGAAUCGUUGCUUCUAUGUACGUUCAACAGUUCGACGAUGGCCACUACUUCGAGGGGGGGGAUCGGUUGCCCGGCGAAUAACGGAACGCGUGUCCUUUGGCGAGGUUUGCACUCGAUCCGAGUCGACUCGAAUCGAAUCGAAUCGAGUCGAGUCGAGUCACCUUCUGUCCGUCCCGCAAAUCAAAAAAACAAAUACCGCCGAAACCAAACUCUACGUCGGAGCAGCGGAACAAUCUUGGUCGAAUCGAUGUACUUAAAAACGAACGCGGACAGUUUGGCCGACUGACUCCGGACACGGUUUGUCCACUUUAGCGUCGCGUUAUCGCGAUUCCGCGACGUCGCGCUUGCCAGAGACAAAGGGGAGCGGUGUUGGACUCGCCGGGAUUUCGGGGUAUGCUAAAACGCGACGCUAAGGGUAGAGAGAAGCUACCGAUCGACGAGGACUUCCUUCGAUUUUCUUCGAUGAUCACACGGGAAAGAUAGAUUGUCGAUCGGUUGCGCAGGUUCUCUCGCUGUGCUUUAAUCUGCUGAACUGUGCGAUGUUCGACUUGUUUCUUUUGAUUUACUUUGGAUGUCGUAGACAUCGCGCAGCUUCGCUCUAAUUGAGAACUCGGGGAAAGAGGGACCGGUGGCGAGUGUACAAAAUACAACGCAGUGAUUCAUUAUUAUAACACUAUCGCCUAAGUACUUACUUUUCUUUUUGUUCUGCCGUCUUCUUUUUAUACAUCCUUUUUUUUAUAUCUCGAUGUACUUAUUAAUUAUUCGUUCGAGUUCACUUUCGUUAGAAUCGAAGUCAGAAACAGGGGUAGAAAGAUAGUGAAAGAGAAAUAGAGAUAAAGAGAGAGAAAGAGAGAGAGAGAGAGAGAGAGAGAGAGAGUGCGUGAAAGAUGGAAGGAGAAGCAUAUCCUGACUGGUUUCCGUUUCUCAUGGAGCUGAAAGUAAUCAAAAUAAUUAGUCGACUUCGAGAUUGAGAAUAAUUUGAUUCCGAUGCAAAGAAGAAUUGGUGUCCGUGGAAGAGACAUUCCAGUGUCUCGUUCGAAACGCGAGAAAGACUAUAGAGAGCAUUUAGGAUUCGUUUUCACUCGGAGGUACACGCAGGGACACUGGAAUAGAGGAUGCGGGUGCACCGCGUGCCAAAUUGAAACGUACAACCGCGUUGCCUGCAAAUUUCGACGGUAUAUCGUGCACGCUUCCGUGGUUGUGUUGUAUAUAGCGUCGCCGAUCGAUUCCUAGAUCAAUGUACGACUGCGUGUAUAUUACGUGAAAGUAUCCCUAUUCGUUUUACAAUGUAUCUGCCUCUGUAAAGAUACAAUUUAUUAUAAUAUCUGUUGUGAUUACCAAA